GACAAGCUAUUUCUCACGGGAUUCAGGGAAAAUCUCAAUGUCCAAGCGCACGCUUGGACCUUUCUUUAUCCGGACCGUGCUGCCGUCGUCUUCUGCCAUUAUCGCAGACUUGACAAGAGCCAUCCUGUGUUUGAUUCUGAACGAGGGCUCCACGGUCCAGGCACGACACGGGACUGGAAGCGGUCUUCUACUCUGCGCAAUCUAGUGGUGCGAGUAGGCCGGCUGGGACAUAUCUGCGCGCGUCCAUGUGCAUUGGUGCGAGGCCAGACACCGGCUGCCGUCUCUCACGCGCGAAUAGAUUUCCAGACACGAGCACGUUCUGGGUCAAGAGGUUGUCUGCCAGUAUUCGCAAUGCAGUCGGCGGACAAGGAUAGUCUUGGCCAUCAUCUGCGUCUAGACAACAAUUUUUCGCCUCAUUCAUCUCGCUAUCUAGGCGCUGGCGCUCUAACUUCGCCGUCGGGGCCGUCCGAUCCGUGUCGAUUGGAUUCCCCUUGCAGAGUACUUUGUAUUGAUUUCACGAGCAACCCGCUCAUGGCAUUCUAGAUAGGCUGCCGUUCACGAAAACUCGGCUGCUCCUGCCGUCGUCGUUGGGAUCAAUAAGUUCUGGAUUUGAUUCGUAUCGAGAAGACCCCCGCCUUUUGCGUGGUUCUCCAUCGACUCUGGUUGCAGUCGCGCCGUUCAGCCUACCAUCGAUUUCUUGGCUCUCCUUCGGUUGCUCUAUCUCUCAAGGAUGUUUGAUCUCCCAUCGUCUUGUCUUGCGGAAGGUGCGGCGGUCCGCCGUUCAUCGGUGGCCCGCAUGAAGUCUGGACCAUCGCUCUGACGUCGCAACGCCACCUUCCGUUCGUCUUGCCCAUCUUCCACAAGUCCGAUCGAAGAGGACAUGAGCCAAUACAUCGCUCCGGCUUGGACAUCCGCGGAGAUUUUCGUCAUCAAGAACUUUAAGGAGAGCGAGUCGCGCAGGAAGCUGCACCCAGAAAGAAUCCGAAGCACAAGAAGCUCCAUGACAAACGCAUCUCAGUAGAAGAGAGCGACGAUCAUAUCGCUAGGUCGAUCCACGAAGGACAUCACACAAUACGGCUCUCGAUCCUUUCUUUGCCCUGACAAGUGUCUUACUCAUCUUUUUCAGGAACCGCGACCGGUACAUUUUGUCUCCGGAUACUUGACAAUCUAAUCCGGUGGAUCUUCCGUCCACUUGGUGGGUCUAUCCCAGACAUGAGGUCAUUGUUACCCCGAAGUCCUGUGCCGUGUCUGGGUCAGCGCAGAUCACCAGGCACACCAAGGCGACUGGGGCUCCUCGUGUGGCGAAGAUUCUCUUGGAUGUGAUCGACUUUUCUUCACCUGCAAUAUGUCUUCUUUGCCAGGUUCCGCGGACGUUCCAAUGAACAACACCGGCCCGACCGGGAGACGUCUGAAUGAGAUGGCUUGCAGUCACUUCAGGUCGCAGUUCGUCUGUGCCCUCAUCGUCC
Molecule: messenger RNA, 1466 nt
Organism: Mycena citricolor
Lineage: Eukaryota; Fungi; Basidiomycota; Agaricomycetes; Agaricales; Mycenaceae
Source: the annotation of a GenBank genome assembly